UAAUUAAUUUAAUUAAUUAAUACGAAGAAUAAAAGAAUGCGAUAAAGCUCUCAUCCCAAUCCCCCUUUCCCCUUUCCUCCAUUCCUUGCGACAUCGCGAUCGGAGAAGCUUCGGAUCGCUAUCUAGGGUUUUUUCGGUUGGAGUAGGUCGUCGCCCAUGGCUUCCAAGCGGAUCCUCAAGGAGCUUAAAGAUCUGCAGAAGGACCCUCCCACGUCAUGCAGCGCUGGCCCUGUUGCGGAGGAUAUGUUCCACUGGCAAGCAACAAUAAUGGGCCCUCCGGACAGCCCUUAUGCAGGGGGAGUCUUUCUGGUCACUAUUCAUUUCCCACCAGAUUAUCCAUUUAAACCCCCAAAGGUAGCAUUCAGGACAAAGGUUUUCCAUCCAAACAUUAACAGCAACGGAAGCAUUUGCCUUGACAUAUUGAAGGAACAAUGGAGCCCCGCCCUAACGAUCUCCAAGGUCUUGCUUUCAAUCUGUUCACUGCUGACCGAUCCGAACCCAGACGAUCCGUUGGUUCCCGAGAUCGCUCACAUGUACAAGACUGACCGGACCAAGUACGAAACAACUGCAAGGAGCUGGACCCAGAAAUACGCCAUGGGCUAACGUCCUAGUCCUCCUCUUCUUGAGGUUAAGGGGUUGUUGACGUUUGUGUUGGUCAUCUAUGUAGUAUCUAAGAAUUUAAGUGGUGUUGUUCUCUAUUGUCUCAAUGAAAAGCCAGAAAGGAACUCAUUGCCUUCCUGCGGAUUGUUAAGAAAACAAACAACAUUAUACAUUGUUUGCUUGCGAGUUUUUCUUAUUCAACCCUUCCUUUGA
This is a messenger RNA of Dioscorea cayenensis subsp. rotundata (Guinea yam), 813 nucleotides long. Its product is annotated as ubiquitin-conjugating enzyme E2-17 kDa. NCBI's taxonomy places the organism in Eukaryota, Viridiplantae, Streptophyta, Magnoliopsida, Dioscoreales, Dioscoreaceae. The transcript is spliced from 5 exons. Gene Ontology annotation, biological process: protein polyubiquitination. Gene Ontology annotation, molecular function: ubiquitin conjugating enzyme activity. The coding region runs from base 157 to 603 and encodes 148 amino acids. Gene Ontology annotation, cellular component: nucleus. The record is from RefSeq and is a predicted model, not a curated record.